This is a messenger RNA of Fulvia fulva, 699 nucleotides long. RefSeq lists its product as uncharacterized. The record is from RefSeq and is a predicted model, not a curated record. Gene Ontology annotation, molecular function: hydrolase activity. The coding region runs from base 1 to 699 and encodes 232 amino acids. Lineage: Eukaryota; Fungi; Ascomycota; Dothideomycetes; Mycosphaerellales; Mycosphaerellaceae. The transcript has a single exon.
AUGCCACCGCGAUCCACCCCACCAGCAACCGCCAACAUCUCCUCCGAGAACCUCACCAUCUCCGGCGGCAUCGCCAUCUUCCACCUCGCGACUGCUCGCGUAGUUCUCUGCUACCACACCCGCGACAAAUACCAUUUCCUGCCCAAGGGAAGGAAGAAUGUCCACGAAGACAUCUUGAACGCAGCAGAGCGGGAAGGAUACGAAGAAAGUGGCUACAGGAAUCGAGUGCUGGCGUUACCGAUCGAGCAUGGGCAGACUGAGGAUGAGGAAGCAAGCGAGAAAGAACGAGCAUUCGUAAAAGAGCCGCUUUGGACGCAGAUGGUGCCGCUGAGGGCGGGUAGUAAGAGGCAGUAUUUGUUGUUUUGGUUCGUGGGCGAAACUGUUCCUGUUGAUGUUGAGCUGUGGGCGGAGGGAGAUUCCAGGAGUGGAUACAAGCCUCCGCCGCCGUUUCCUGUGGAUUUGACGAUCAGGGAGAGGAUUGAAAUGGAGAGUGUGGUGGAUGAAGAGGGAAAGAGGAGGGUCUAUGAGCCUGUUAGACACGAGGGUACUGGUGUGGAUGAAGAAGAGGCGCUUUAUGCCAGUGAGCUUGUGCCUGUUGAGGAGGCUGUGACGAAGUUGAAGGGGAGCCUUAUGGCUGAUGUUGUGAAGAGAGGGUGGGAGGCAAUACAGUUGAAGAUCAAGAUGGAGGAUGGAAGAUGA